Messenger RNA from Anthostomella pinea, 3993 nucleotides. The record is from the annotation of a GenBank genome assembly. Lineage: Eukaryota; Fungi; Ascomycota; Sordariomycetes; Xylariales; Xylariaceae.
AUGUUGAGCAGCUCCUCGGCAACAUCGGCCCAGAAGUCGUUGAACAACCAGCCUGCUGCAUCGCUCAAUCCCUCCGUCGCCCCAUCGCGACCAAGCCUCGACCGAGAUGGCAGCCUCCAGCCCCCAUCCUCCACCAAUGGAGCCCGGAACCUGUCUGCGUCGGCCGUAUCCUAUGCGACCAGAGGUUCUUCCCUCAACCCGUCGGCCGCCCCAGGCUCCUUCAGCUCCGAACUGCGCAGCCAGAUGAUGCAAUCGAGGGCAGGUUCCAGGGCUGAUAUAUACGGUCUGGAGAAGCUGGAGGAGGACGACGGUUCUGUGGCCGAGAAUGCCCUCACCGCGCUGAAGGAUUCGCUGAACCGGGAGAUGAAGAUCAAGGAGGGAAGCGAGAACAUGCUGGAGGCUUUGAAUGCUAAGAAAGCAAAGCAGACCAAGGAUCAGCGUCACAGAGUCGAGGCCGAGCUCAAUGCCUCCAAUUCCCGGAUCAAGGAGCUGAGGCAGAGGAUAAUCGAGACGCAGAGGACCAAGGUAGCGCCUAGUACUCCCACCAGAAACCGGAACGAGGGGAUUCUGCCCAACAAUGCUAUGCGAUCACCCCAGAGUGCAUCGCGAAGUGGCGCCGGGUCCGACAUCGACGAACCAACUGAAUCCCCAACCUUUGUCCUCGCAGAGAUCCUACAAGCUUUGGAGUUGGAGGGAAUGCCCGCCGAAUACUAUGUUGGGCGCGCAAACAACCUGGUGGAUCUCUUCAAGCGGUACCCUACACUCAAGUACGACUUGGUGUGGUCUGUUUUUGGAGAUCGUAUGCAGGUCAUGCUGCUCAGCGGCAGCAGGGAAGUCGUGGCGGCCGGUUAUCGCAUGCUUCGCUACUCCAUCUCGGACAUUGCGUCUCUCAAGAAGAUACGCAGCCUGAACACCGACUUCGUGGUAGUCGUCUCCCUCGUCAAAGAUCGCAAAGCAGAUGUCGAGCGUGAGCAGGCCCUGAAAUUCGUUCGAUCUUUCCUAGAUGUCAAGGACGGUGUUCGCGAAAUUUCUCGAGCACUUGUGAGGACUAUCGCGGCAGUAGCCGAGAAUGCAGAGGACAGACUGCGCUCGAUAUGUAUUGAGACGCUUGCAGAGAUUCUCUUGCGAGAUCCGGCACUGUUGAUCGCGUCGGGGGGACUACCACCACUGUCGGAGGCUCUUGCGGAGGGCACCUACAAAUCGCCCGAGUCUCUAUCAUCAGCUUUCCUCUUCCUGCUCGAUGCCCCACAGACACGGAAGUUCUUGCGGGCCGGAUAUGAUCUGGAGGUUAUGUUCACAGCCUUCACUGACGUCUUAUUUUCGUUUGAAGGCGUCGUGAAGCAAAAUGCGAAAGCAAUAUCCUCGGCAUUGAAGUCGUGGUCUGGACUGAUGACGCUGUCAAUGUACAACUUCAGAGCGGUCAGAUCCCUGAUUGGAAGCCUGAUGCUACCGAACCCCGGCAUCCGAGACACCGUCGUAGAUAUGCUCUACUCGGUCCUUCGCAUCAAACCGCCCGCAUGGGCAACCUCAUACCUUGCUGGGCGACGUUUGACCACAUACGGGAGAGUCGCGACUCUGAAGUCGGCAGGACCCAGCAAGGGUGAACCGGUACCCGAGGAAGAUAGUGUGGAACAAAACUUCGUGGAGCACUAUACAUCUCUGCUCUUGGCCAUCUUCAUCCGGGCUGGGAUGAUGCCGAACCUACUGCAAGUAGCACAGGAUGCCGAAGAUCCCACGUUGAAGCGGAAGACGACGCUGUUGAUUGGCGAGUCUUUGAAACUCGCCAACCGGAUCCUCCCAUCUUCAUGGAGUAGUGAGCUACAGCUUCUCCCAGAGCUGUUUACCGCUGCUGCCCAGUUUCAAGACGACACCCGGUUCAACGCGACCGGUAUCGUUUACCAAAUCAGCAGCGUCAGCCGGACGCUUUAUCGAUCCUCGCCGUCCGGCAGUGCACCCUCUAGCAACCUGGUAGAAAUUGCAGGCCCGGUCGACGAGACGCCUAAAACAAGUAACACGUUCAACACAGAUGAUGCCACCUUUCGCCAAUUGUUGAUUGACUCUGGGGUCCUGAGCCAUUCCAAUCCUUCUAAGUGGAAUUGGGAGGUUGUGCUAAGGAUCAUAGAAGGGCCGUUGAUGAACGGCAAGCGCCUGGAAGAAGCCAUCAAGGCUUCCAAGUUCGUCAAGCGAAUCGUGGGCUUCUAUAGGCCAUUCAAGUAUAGGUUCUCAGAGAUCAAGAGCACCCGAAAUACCCAGAAGUAUAUCCGAGUUGGAUGUGCUCUGGUCCACACGCUAUUAUAUACAGCGGAGGGUACGCGAUAUCUGGCGGACAACAAGUUGCUGAGACAAAUCGCCGAGUGUCUAGCUCAGUGCGAUCCUACGAGCGGUCUGACUGCGCAAUAUCCCAUGUUCUCACGGGAUCGCCUUACAGAUACAUUGUGUGGGGGCUACUUUCCCAUGCUGGGUGUGUUGAGUGGCAAUCCCAGGGGCCUGCAAAUGCUCGAGCGAUGGCGCAUAUUCAACAUGAUGUAUCACAUCAUUGAUUUCAAGCAACGGCCCGACCUCAUCAAGUCGCUUCUUCUCAAUCUCGAUUACAGUCUCCAGGGCCAUCCCCGUGUCCUCCUGUCCAAGGCCCUCACGUCCGGAGCGAAGGACAUGCGAAUCCAUGCAACAAACGUCCUACGUAAGUACGCAAUAAGGCACCGGCUUACCCCGACGGGUCACAUUGUUUCGGACGCCAAAUGGGCUAUUCAAAUGCUCGUCACGCAACUAUACGACCCAGAGGUAGAGGUGUGCGCCACAGCAGUGAAGAUUCUCGAGAAGGCCUGCAACAGCAAGGCCUUACUCGAGUACAUAGUAGAGUGUCGGCCCGCUCUUGAUCAUCUCGGCGAAAUCGGUGCUCCUCUGUUGCUGCGUUUCUUGUCAACAUCCAUUGGUUACCACUACCUAGAUGGGCUUGACUAUAUCAGCAACGAGAUGGACGACUGGUUCCUAGGACGCAACGAUAACUACGUUAGCCUUAUUGAAGCUAGCCUCGCACGUUCCUUUGUAGACCAUGAUGAUCACUCGAACCGCAUGAGCUUGUACGAAGACGAGCUGGACGCAGACCACGAUAGCCACAUACCGCCCCAUUUCUACCGUGAACUGACCCGAACCAAAGAGGGGUGUCAGUUGCUUGAAGACAAAGGCCAUUUCCAAGAAUUUGCGUCUACGAUUCGAGAGUAUGGGAUGCUGUCAAAUGACGCCGAGAUCCUUACCAAGGUCAAAGGCUGUCUGUGGGCGGUAGGCAAUGUCGGUUCCAUGGAGCUCGGAGCCCCCUUCCUGGAAUCCACAGACGUUGUCGAGCAUAUCGUUGAGAUUGCCGAAUCACAUGAUGUGAUGAGUCUGAGGGGGACUGCGUUCUUUGUGUUAGGGUUGAUCUCAAGGUCACUGCACGGGCUAGAGAUACUCUCAGAACAUGGGUGGGAGUCCAACACCAGCGAGCUUGGGGAAUCCCUAGGGCUGUGUAUUCCUACCGACCUCUCGAAAUUCUGCUCCUUCAAACCCUGGAAGCAUGAGAUACCUGCGACAAUUCAACUACCCGACACCCAAACGACGAUUCUAGACCCACCACCGACAGACCUCACCGACAAGGAUGAGACGAACCAACGCAUACUGGAGCUCAUGAUUGAGCUUGGUAACAUGGUGCUCUGCAAGAAGGCCAAAGUUGAAUUGAUGCAAUUGCGACACAAGAAAGCCCCUGGUUUCCGACAGCCUGUGCUUUUCCGUCGGGUCUUGGGACUGCUGGAAAGCCACCACUAUAGGCUGCCGGACCGGCAUAUGGUGAUCGAGUUAUUUGACAAGAGCGUUUUGAGGCACAUCGUAUAUGGAGACGAGAGCAGCGAUGAAGUGGAAAGCAACUCCGGAGAUGAGCAACGAACAGAGCGACAGAGAAGCAUCAGCGACCCCGCCGACUUGGAGAAGACGACGAGCAGAACCUACAAGUCUUCGAUCUAG